CUACUGAUUUCUUUGGAGUUUGGUGAGAGACCUUUGGUGAUCUUGGAGGUGGCUCAAAGUACACAGCGCGAGCGUGGAUCCGUCUGUUUGCCCACCAGCAGGAGAAAUGUGAAAUAAUCUCUUCCUUAAACGUUCCGUUUCUCAGACCCCUCGGACCGACCGAAGCCUCACGACGGUCAGCUGAAAUGGCAUCAUCAUUUUGACCGCUUCAACCAGGUGGGUCUCUUUCUCAAGAUCUCCAACGCUUGGCCAUCGUCAGCCCGGCCACCAGCCCUCUUGGGCGAGAGACCUCCCAGCCCGCAGGGCCCAAUUCACAUCCUCCAUCAUGACUUUUGCUCAGCUUCUGGAGCAAGUGGGUGGCAUGGGGCGCUUCCAGAUUCUCAAUGUGCUCUUGUUAUGCUUCCCGAUGGUCUUCAUGGCAGCCCACAACUUGUUACAGAACUUCACGGCGGCCGUCCCCGGCCACCGCUGCCGGGUGGCCCUGAACGACACGUGUGGCCGGAAUGCCACGGACGGCGCAGACUGCCCUGCUCUCCUGAAGGCCUUCAUCCCAGCCCACGGCCAGCGGACGGCACAGAAAUGUCAACGUUUUGUGACCCCGCAGUGGCAACUGCUGGAGGACAAUUCCACAGGUCUGGAAGACGCGGAGGCAGAGACGGAAGCGUGCCUCGACGGCUGGGUCUACGAGAACCACACUUUUGCGUCCACUGUUGUCACCGAGUGGGACCUGGUGUGUGACUUUCGAACCUCACAACAGAUGGCCCAGUCGAUAUACAUGGCGGGCGUGUUGGCGGGCGCCGUGGUGUUUGGAGGCCUCUCGGACAAGUUCGGCCGGAAACUCUUGCUCAUCUGGUCAUGCUUCCAGAUGGCUGUUUCCGGAUCCUGCGCGGCUUUUGCGCCCAGUUUUGCGGCUUACUGCAUUUUCCGCUUCCUGUCCGGAAUGGCGCUUUCGGGAAUCGGACUGAAUUGUGUCUCUCUGUCAGUGGAGUGGACUCCGAUGCGUUCCCGGGCCACUGUCAGCAUGGUGACAGGCUAUAGCUACAGCCUCGGGCAGUUCAUCCUUGCGGGCAUAGCUUAUGCCAUCCGGGACUGGCGUUGGCUUCAGCUCGCCGUAUCUUUCCCGUACUUCGCCUUCUUCCUGUAUAGUUGGUGGUUCGCAGAGUCGGCCCGGUGGUACGCCACGGCCGGCAAGCUCGACCGAGCCCUCGAGGAGCUGCAAAAAGUCGCACGGAUCAACCGACAAAAGGAACGAGGAGAGAAGCUUAGCUUAGAGGUUUUGAAAGCCAGUUUACAGAAGGAGAUGCCUUCUGCCGACUCUAGAUCCUCCGUAGCUGACCUUGUGGGCACACCAAUGCUGCGCCACAUCACGGGCUGUCUUUGUUUCGUAUGGUUCUCCACCAGCUUCGCUUAUUAUGGGUUGGCGAUGGACCUGCAAAACUUUGGGGUCAGCAUUUACCUCAUUCAAGUGAUCUUCGGAGCGGUCGACAUCCCAGCAAAACUCAUUGCCUUCUUGAUCAUUUCCUAUUUGGGUCGCCGGCUCACCCAGGCCCUGAGCCUUAUCCUGGCGGGACUGUCCAUCAUUGGCAACAUCUUCGUACCUCAAGAUAUGCACGUCCUUCGGACUGUGUUUGCUGUCUUCGGGAAAGGAUGUUUGGGCGCUUCCUUCAACUGUGUCUUCUUGUACACCGGAGAACUUUACCCGACUGUGAUCAGGCAGACCGGGAUGGGCUUCGGCAACACGAUGGCACGGAUCGGAGGCAUUGUAGCUCCCUUGGUGAGGAUGACUACCGAGUACUCCCCAGCCCUCCCGCUUCUCGUCUAUGGGGCAGCCCCAAUCGUUUCUGGCAUUGCCGCUUGCUUCCUCCCAGAAACCUUAAAUGUGCCACUUCCUGAUACGAUUGAAGACGUGGAAAAACAGUUAAGUGCAAGCUCAUUAAUCCACAGUAUGAAAAGUUACAUGCGAGCGCUGUGGUGCCCCAGCCUUAGGAAUCCGGAGCUCCUCGAAAAAAGUAAAACCAGCCACGACCAAAGCUCCAGUCCGGAUCAGGCCUCUUUACACCUGAAGGAGCUCAAAGGAACGGCUGAGAAUCACCGGGUGCAGGACGGCGCAGAAGGGAAAGACGCGGUGACCGGUGUGGUCUGUCGGUCGUCGUAG
This is a messenger RNA of Pogona vitticeps (central bearded dragon), 2155 nucleotides long. The record is from RefSeq and is a predicted model, not a curated record. Lineage: Eukaryota; Metazoa; Chordata; Lepidosauria; Squamata; Agamidae.